This is a messenger RNA of Apis cerana (Asiatic honeybee), 1941 nucleotides long. RefSeq names its product Decapping enzyme, scavenger (gene Dcps). Gene Ontology annotation, cellular component: P-body; nucleus. Gene Ontology annotation, molecular function: hydrolase activity; RNA 7-methylguanosine cap binding. Gene Ontology annotation, biological process: deadenylation-dependent decapping of nuclear-transcribed mRNA. NCBI's taxonomy places the organism in Eukaryota, Metazoa, Arthropoda, Insecta, Hymenoptera, Apidae. The record is from RefSeq and is a predicted model, not a curated record.
AUAUAUGUAUACAUAUAUAACAGUUGUACUCAAUCUGUGGAUCCUGCAAGUAUAUCAUAAAUAUAUAUAUAUAUUUAUACUAUUGGCGAAUUAAAUUUACAUAUGAAUUAAACAUAAUUACAAUAAACAAUUAUUUUUAUAAUAUAUAUAAUAAAUAUAAACAAUAAUGCAUUUAAACAUUGUGAAUAAAUAACAAAAAUUAGAUGAUUUUCAUUUUUUAUUUACAUAAUCUAAAAACAUUGCUUAAUUAAAUGAUAGUAUUAUCUAAAAAAAAAAGUUAUGUAAUUUAAUAAAAAGAAGAAUAGUUCAAAAAUUUUUAUUUAUAAUAUUUUUUAUUUAGAUUUAUAAUUUUUGAAGUUACAGUAAGAAUUGUUUGAAAGAAUAUCAUCAACAAUGGCGGAAAUAUCUUCUAACAACAGUGCGGAUGAAUGUCCACCAACAAAAAAAGCUAAAAUACAAAUAGAAAAUACAUCCAAAAAUGUCAGUAUACACGAAACAGAAUUCUGCUCAUCUAUAUUCAAUAUAAAAAAGAUAUUACAAAAUAAUUGUAUGAGAAAACAAAUAUGUAUAGAAGGUGUUUUUAAAGGAUUCGAAGACUCUGCUGUUAUCAUAUUAGAAAAACAAAAUUUUUCAGACGAUGAACAAUCAGUGACAGAAUUGUUUAAUAAAGACACAGUUUUUCAUAAACUUUAUAACAAUGAUAUAUAUGGAAAUUAUGAAUGUUUUCCACUUAAAAAAUUUAAUGGUAUAAAUGCAACAAUAAUACAUCCUGCAACAGAAAAACAUAUUGAAAAAUUUCGAAGAAAAGAACUUCAUAUUAUAGAUGAAACUUAUGAACUUUAUCAAAAAAUUACUCUUCCAUAUAUAGAAUCAAGCAGUUUUUCUAUAGAGUGGAUAUAUAAUAUUUUGGAACAUAAGGCAGAACAAGAUAAAAUUAUAUAUGAAGAUAAAGAUGAGAAAACUGGAUUUAUAAUAGUAAAUGAUUUGAAAUGGGAUGGACAACCAAAUACACUAAAAUUAAUAGCACUUCCAUUUCAAAAGAUUCGAUCUAUAAGAGAAUUAAAUGCAUUUCAUCUUCCUCUAUUGAAAAAUAUAAGAGAAGCUGGAACUGCGGUAAUUGCUAAAAAGUUUAAUAUAUCUGCUUCUCAACUUAGAAUAUAUUUACAUUACCAACCAUCCUAUUAUUAUCUCCAUGUUCAUUUUGCAUAUCUUAUGUUUGAAACUCCAGGUAUAUAUGUAGAAAAAGCACAUCUUCUUUCUACUGUUAUAAGAAACAUUGAAUUGAUGUCAGAUUAUUAUAUGAAAGCUGUACUUUCAUAUGUUGUUGCUGAGCAAGAUCCUUUAUAUAUCAAAUUUUUGGAAGAAGGAAUUAUAAAUGAAGUAAAAUCUAAAAAUACAGAAGAUUAAAAAAUAAGAUAAUUAAAAAAAAAUCAUGUAUUAAAAUUAAAAUUAUGUUAUGUGUUAUAAAAUAUUGGAAAAUAUUAACUAAUAUUUUAGAAAUAUAAUAAUAGAUAUCAUUAUUUGCAAUUAUUAAAAUUUUAUGAUUUCAAAUGAAUAAAAAUUCAAAUUUAAUAUUUUUUAUAAUUAAUAACUAUUUUAUAUAAUUUAUUUUUUUUUAUAAAUGUAAAUAACUUUUUAUAAUAUACAAAAAUGAAUUAUUAAAAAUUAAACGUGAUAUAUUAUUGCUUUUUUUUAAUAUUAAAAAAUUUAUUUUGUAUAUGUAUUAAAUAAACAAAUAUAAGAAAAUCCUAAAAAUAUAAUAUAAUUUUAAUAUAAAUUUUAAUAUAAUUAAUUUAUUUUAAUAUAAUUAAAAUAAAAAAUUAUUUACAUUUAUAUAAAAUGCUUUUAUUUAUAAGUUUUUAAUAUUUAUACGUGUAUGUAUAUAUAUAAAGAUGAACGAGUAUCUACAAUAAAUUCUUAUUACAUAUAGUAAAAAAUAAA